AUGGAGACCGAGGCUGGGCCUGCGCGGCCUCGCGGCGUUGCCAUGGAGACAACUCCCGGGCUGGGGCUCCGAAGCCCCGGCGUACCGCUGCCUCAGAAUCCCGUGGAGCCGCUGUGCAAGGCCGGAGCCGCGGUGGCGGCGGCGGCACGCUGGGACCCACGGAAACACUCUUUGCUCAUCGUGAUCGGCGAUAUCGGUACAGAGAGUCAGCUGAGGGCCGUGCGGGCCCACCUUGAACAAGGGAUUCUCUCCUGGAACAUUGACUUAUCAUCCAUUGACUUGAACCAACAGUUGAGACUCUUCAUUACCCGGCACCUAGCUCACUUCUCCUCAGAGGUCAAAGGCCAGAGGACCCUCUGCCACCAGAGUGAGAUCCUAGAGACCAUCAUCCUAGUAAACCCCAGUGCACACAGCAUCAGCUCUGAGGUUCACCAUCUCCUCUGUAGCCCAUCAGCUCACAAACUACUGAUCUUGAGCGGGCAAAGCUUAGAGCCUGCAGGAGACCUCAUCCUACAGAGUGGCACCUACUCCUACCAAAACUUUGCCCAGGUCCUUCACAACCCAGAGAUUGCCCAGUUGCUCAGCAAUAGAGACCCUGGGAUCCAGGCCUUCCUCACCGUGUCCUGCUUAGGGGAGGGUGAUUGGAGCCACUUGGGACUGUCCAGUUCCCAAGAGACCUUGCACCUCCGGCUAAACCCUGAGCCCACGCUGCCCACCAUGGAUGGUGUGGCUGAGUUCUCCGAGUACGUCUCUGAGACUGUGGAUGUGCCAUCCCCCUUUGACCUGCUAGAGCCCCCAACCUCAGGGGGCUUCCUCAAGCUCUCCAAGCCUUGCUGCUACAUCUUCCCAGGUGGCCGCGGGGAUUCUGCCCUCUUUGCUGUCAAUGGUUUCAACAUCCUGGUGGAUGGUGGCUCUGAUCGCAAGUCCUGUUUCUGGAAGCUGGUGCGGCACCUGGACCGCAUUGACUCAGUGUUGCUCACGCACAUUGGAGCAGACAACCUUCCGGGCAUCAAUGGACUCCUGCAGCGCAAAGUGGCAGAGCUAGAAGAAGAGCAGUCCCAGGGUUCUAGCAGCUACAGCGACUGGGUGAAGAACCUCAUUUCCCCGGAGCUUGGAGUUGUCUUCUUUAAUGUGCCCGACAAGCUGCGGCUGCCUGAUGCCUCCCGGAAGGCCAAGCGCAGCAUUGAGGAGGCCUGCCUCACUCUGCAACACCUAAACCGAUUGGGCAUCCAGGCCGAGCCUCUGUACCGUGUGGUCAGCAACACCAUUGAGCCGCUGACUCUCUUCCACAAAAUGGGUGUGGGCCGGCUGGACAUGUAUGUCCUCAACCCUGUCAAGGACAGCAAGGAGAUGCAGUUCCUCAUGCAAAAGUGGGCAGGCAAUAGUAAAGCCAAGACAGGCAUUGUGCUGGCCAAUGGGAAGGAGGCAGAGAUCUCAGUGCCCUACCUGACCUCUAUCACUGCUCUUGUGGUCUGGCUACCAGCCAACCCCACUGAGAAGAUAGUGCGUGUGCUUUUUCCAGGAAAUGCUCCCCAGAACAAGAUCUUGGAGGGCCUGGAAAAGCUUAGGCACCUGGACUUCCUGCGUUACCCUGUGGCCACACAGAAGGACCUGGCUGCUGGGGCUGUGCCUGCCAACCUCAAACCCAGCAAAAUCAAACAGCGGGCUGACAGCAAGGAGAGCCUCAAAGCCACUACCAAGACAGUUGUGAGCAAGCUGGCUAAACGGGAGGAGGUAGCAGAAGAGGGAGCCAAGGAGGCCCGCUCAGAGCUGGCCAAGGAAUUAGCCAAGACAGAGAAGAAGACAAAAGAGCCAUCUGAGAAGCCCCCAGAGAAGCCUGCCAAGCCAGAGAGGGUGAGGACAGAGUCAAGUGAGGCACUGAAGGCCGAGAAGCGAAAGCUGAUCAAGGACAAGGUUGGGAAGAAACACCUUAAAGAAAAGAUAUCAAAGCUGGAUGAGAAAAAAGAUAAGGAGAAAAAAGAGAUCAAGAAAGAGAGGAAGGAGUUCAAGAAGGAUGAGGGAAGGAAGGAGGAGAAGAAAGAUGCCAAGAAGGAGGAAAAAAGGAAAGAUACCAAAUUUGAGGUCAAGAAGAUUUCCAAGCCAGACCUGAAGCCCUUUACUCCUGAGGUCCGUAAGACCCUCUAUAAAGCCAAGGCCCCUGGAAGAGUCAAAAUGGACAAGAGCCGAGUUGCCCGUGGCGAGAAGGAGCUGUCUUCUGAGCCUCGGACACCCCCAGCCCAGAAGGGGGCUGUGCCACUCCCAGCAGUCAGUGGGCACAGAGAGCAGACCCUGUCCUCACCAGAGGACCUCACACAGGACUUUGAGGAGAUGAAGCGUGAAGAGAGGGGUUUGCUGGCUGAACAGAGGGUCACAGGACUAGGAGAGAAAACCCUUCCUCCAGACACUACAGAGGAGGGCACCCCAAGUACAGCUAUUCAAGGAACACCAUCUGUCCCGGGGCUGGAGCAAGAAGAGCAGAUGAGGAAAGAGAAAGAGGUUGUCUCAGAUAUCCUUGAGGAACAAAGUGGCAAGGACAGAGGCCCAGACUUGGCUGAAACAGAGGAGAAGAAAGAUACCUGGGAGGAAAAGAAGCAGAAGGAAGCAGAGAGGCUCCCAGAUAAAACAGAAGCCAGAGAGGAAAGUGAACCUGAGGUAAAAGAGGACGUGAUAGAGAAGGCUGAGUUAGAGGAGAUGGAGGAGGUGCACCCUUCAGACGAGGAGGAAGAGGAGGAGACAAAGGCUGAGGGAUUUUACCAAAAGCAUAUGCAGGAAGCUUUGAAGGUGACUCCAAGGGGCAGAGAGGCCCUUGGGGCCAGGGAACUGGGAUUCCAGGGCAAGGCCCCUGAGAAGGAGACCUCAUCAUUCCUAAGCAGCCUGGCCACACCUGCAGGAGCCACUGAGCACGUCUCUUACAUCCAGGAUGAGACAAUUCCUGGCUACUCAGAGACUGAGCAGACCAUCUCAGAUGAGGAGAUCCAUGAUGAGCCAGAGGAGCGCCCAGCUCCACCCAGAUUCCCUACAAGUAUGUAUGACCUCUCUGGACCUGAAGGUCCUGGCCCCUUUGAAGCCAGCCAGCCUGCGGAUAGCACUGCUCCAGUCACCUCCGGCAAGGGCUAUGGUGCACCAGAGACUGAACUCACCUACCCCCCCAACAUGGUGGCUGCUCCUUUGGCUGAAGAGGAACACGUGUCCUCAGCCACCUCAAUCACUGAGUGUGACAAGCUUUCUUCAUUUGCUACUUCAGUGGCUGAGGACCAGUCUGUGGCUUCACUCACAGCUCCCCAGACAGAGGAGACAGGCAAGAGCUCCUUACUGCUUGAUACAGUCACAAGCAUUCCCUCCUCCCGCACUGAAGCAACUCAGGGCUUGGACUAUGUGCCCUCAGCUGGUACCAUCUCACCCACCUCCUCACUGGAAGAGGACAAGGGCUUCAAAUCACCACCCUGUGAGGAUUUCUCUGUGACCGGGGAGUCAGAGAGGAGAGGAGAGGCUGCAGGGAGAGGCCUUCCUGAAGAGAGAGCCGUGGAAGAGGAAAAGGAGGAGAGGGUAAAGGUACAGAUAUCCGAGAAACUUAGCGGUCAAUAUGGAACUCCAGUGUUUGGUACCCCAGGCCAUGCCUUACAUCCAGGAGAACCAGCCCUUGGAGAGGGAGAAGAACGGUGCCUCAGCCCAGACGACAGCACAGUGAAAAUGGCCUCUCCUCCACCAUCUGGCCCACCCAGUGCCACCCACACACCCUUUCAUCAGUCCCCAGUGGAUGAAAAGUCCGAGCCCCAGGACUUUGAAGAAGCAGAUUCCUGGGGAGACACCAAGCGCACACCAGGUGUGGGCAAGGAAGAUGUUGCAGAGGAGACUGUCAAGCCAGAACCUGAAAAGAGCACAUUAGAGAAGGAGAGGAAGGUGUCUCCUCCCAGGAGCCCCCAAACCCAGGAAGGACCUGUCAGCAUCAUUGGGGGACAUACAGGCUGUACCAUUCAGCUGUUGCCGGAGCAGGACAAAGCAAUAGUCUUUGAGACUAUGGAGGCAGGAGAGCCCACAGUUCCAAUUCUGGGAGCAGACUCUCUUCCCAGAGAUUUGGGGCCAUCACUCCAAGAACCUGGUGAACCCCAGAAAGAUGAGGUGCUCCAGUUUCCUGAUCAAAGCCUCUCUCCUGAAGAUGGAGAGUCUCUCUCUGUCCUUAGUGUGGUCUCCCCAGACACUGCCAAACAAGAGUGUACUUCUAGGUCCCCCUGUGGCCUGACAGAACAGCAGCUACACAGAGGUCUUUGGCCAGAGGUGUCUCCAGAAGACACCCAGUCCCUUUCUCUUUCAGAAGGGAGUCCUAGCAAAGAGACCUCUCUGGAUAUCUCUUCUAAACAGCUCUCUCCAGAAAAUCUUGGCACCCUCCAGUUUGGGGAAUUAAGCCUUGGAAAGGAAGAAAAGGGGCCUCUGAUGCAGGCUGAGGACACCUCUCACCACCUAGCUCCCAUGUCUGUUCCAGAGCCCCAGGCAGCCAUGGUAUCACCUCCCACAGAUGAGACCACUGGGUACUCUGCACAGGCAGGUGUCACAGAUGAGAGCCCUGACAGAAAAUUACCUGCCAGCUGCUCUCAUUCUACUCUCUCAGGAGAUGAGAAGCACUCACCCAGGGCGAUCUCAAGCCCUGGUGAACACAUUCUGACAUCUGACAGCUCCGUGACCAAGAGUCCUGAGUCUUUGCCAAGCCCUGCCAUGGAGGACAUUGCCAUGGAGUGGGAGGGUAAAGUUCCAGAUUUGGAAGGAAGGGCCCCAGAACAAAAGGACAAUGAACUUGAGCUAAAAGAUGAUGUGCCACAGCAGAAGGACAAAACUCAGGAGCAGAAGGAUACAGCUAGUCAUCAGAAAGAUGAGGUGCUGGAAGAAAUCAACAAGGCUGGGGAACAGCAGGGUCAGGGUUUCCAGCAAAAAGACACAGCCCUGGAACUGAAGGAAAAGAUCCCAGAAGAGAAGGACAAAGUCUUAGGACAAAUGAUCACAGUCCCAGAACAGAAAGACCAGGUACUGGAACCAAAAGACAGAGACUUAGAACAAAAAGGCGCAGCCUUGGAACAAAAGGACAUGGGCCUGGAACCAAAAGACAAAAACUUAGAACAAAAAGAAAGAGACUUAGAACAAAAAGACAGGGUCCUGGAAGAGAAGGAUAAGACCUCAGAAAAGAAAGACAAAGUCUUAGAACAAAAAGUCCAAGACUUUGAACAUAAAGACAAAGUUCCAGAGGACAAAGUCCCUGAACUGGAGAGGAAGGCCCUAGAAGAGACCUACAAAACCUCUGAGCAGAAAGACAAAGCCCAGCAACAGAAGGAUAAGGUCUUAGGAGAGAAGGAUCAAGCCUUAGGAGAAGAAUUAGGACAGAAGAACGAAGCCCUGGAACAAAACAAUAAAGCUGCUGAACAGAAAGAUAAGUCUCUGGAAAAGGAAGAUCAGACUCAUGGGCAGGACAGCUUAGUGCAGGAGAAACCCAUGAAACUAAAGAUGGAGGAAAAAUCCCCAGAAAAGAUGAAGACCAAAGCUCUGGGACUGGAGGAGAGCGCAGUGCAGGAAAGCAAGGCCCAAGAGCAGGAAGAGAAGUACUGGAAGGAGCAGGAAACAGUCCAGGAGUGGCAAGAAACAUCUCCAACCAGAGGGGAGCCAGCUGGAGAACAGAAAGAGCCUGCCCCAGCGUGGGAGGACACAUCUGAGCAGGAGGACAGGUAUUGGAGGGGCAGAGAAGAUGUGGCCCUGGAACAGGACACAUACUGGAGGGAGCUGAGCUGUGAGCGGAAGGUCUGGUUUCCUCAUGAGCUGGAUAGCCAGGGGACCCGCCCAAGGUACACUGAGGAACGAGAGAGCACUUUCCUUGAUGAGGGGCCAGAUGAUGAUCAGGAAGUACCUCCCUUGGAACACACACCCCGGAGCCCCUGGACCUCAGACUUCAAGAAUUUCCAGGAGUCCUCACCACAGAAAGGGUUAGAGGUGGAGCGCUGGCUCGCUGAGUCACCAGUUGGGCUGCCUCCAGAGGAAGAGGACAAACUUGCCCGCUCUCCUUUUGAAAUCAUCUCCCCUCCAACCUCUCCACCUGAGAUGGUUGGACAGAGGGUUUCUCCAGCCCCAGGACAAGAGAGCCCUAUCCCAGAGCCUAAGCCCAUGCCUCCUAUGAGGAACGAACCCACUACUCCCUCAUGGCUGGCUGAUAUCCCACCAUGGGUGCCCAAGGACAGACCCUUGCCCCCUGCUCCCCUCUCCCCAGCUCCAGCUCCCCCGACACCUGCCCCAGAGCCACACACUCCUGCAUCCUUCUCCUGGGGCACAGCAGAGUAUGACAGUGUGGUGGCUGCAGUGCAGGAUGGAGCAGCUGAGUUGGAAGGUGGACCAUACUCCCCCCUGGGGAAGGACUACCGUAAGGCUGAAGGGGAAAGGGAAGAAGAAGGUGGGACUGGGGCACCUGAUGGCAGCCCACACAGCUCAAAGGUUCCAGACACCAGCGAGAGCUGUACUACCAGAGAGCCUGAGCAGACUGAGCCAGAGGAGAGGGAGCCCACGCCCUAUCCUGAUGAGAGAAGCUUUCAGUAUGCAGACAUCUACGAGCAGAUGAUGCUUACUGGGCUUGGCCCUGCGUGCCCUACCAGAGAGCCUCCACUCGGAGCUGCUGGGGAUUGGCCCCUUCGCCUCUCAACCAAAGAGGAGGCUGCCGGACGAAACACAUCAGCAGAAAAGGAGCUUUCAUCUCCUGUCUCGCCCAAGAGCCUCCAAUCUGACACUCCAGCCUUCAGCUAUGCAGCCCUGGCAGGACCCACUGUACCCCCUAGGCAGGAGCCUAAGCCAGGGCCGGGUGUGGAGCCCAGCCUCGUCCCACCUGCAGUACCCCCUCGUGCUCCUAUCCCUCUGAGCAAAGGUCCAAGCCCCCCUCUCAAUGGUAACAUCCUGAGCUGCAGUCCAGAGAGGAGGACCCCAUCACCCAAGGAAUCAGGCCGGCCUCACUGGGAUGACAGUACUAGUGACUCAGAGUUGGAGAAGGGGGCUCGGGAACAGCCAGAGAAAGAGGCCCAGUCCCCAAGCCCCCCUCACCCCAUCCCUUCAGGGCCCUCCACAUUGUGGCCAGAAACUGAGGCACACACCACCCCUUCCUCGGACUCACACCUGGGCCCUGCCCGACCCAGCCUGGACUUCCCUGCUUCAGCCUUUGGCUUCUCUUCCUUGCAGCCAGCUCCCCCACAGCUGCCCUCUCCAGCUGAACCCCGCUCGGCACCUUGUGGCUCCCUUGCCUUCUCUGGGGACCGAGCUCUGGCUCUGGCUCCGGGACCCCCAACCAGAGCCCGGCAUGAUGAGUAUCUGGAAGUGACCAAGGCCCCCAGCCUGGACUCCUCUCUACCCCAACUCCCAUCACCCAGCUCUCCCGGGGCCCCUCUCCUCUCCAAUCUGCCACGACCAGCCUCACCAGCCUUGUCUGAAGGCUCCUCCUCUGAGGCCACCACACCUGUGAUUUCAAGUGUGGCUGAGCGCUUCCCUCCAGGCCUGGAGGCUACAGAACAGGAAUCUGGAGGAAUGGAACCAGCUGCCCGCAGCCUCUGGGACCUCACUCCUCUGAGCCCAGCACCCCCUGCAUCGCUGGACUUGGCCCCAGCUCCGGCUCCGAGCCUGCCUGUAGACCUGGAUGAUGGCACCCUGCCCUGCCGCCUGGAGUGCUCAGGGGAAGCCACCAAGAAGCCAAGCCCCUUCCAGGAUCCCUCUGGGGACUGUGCAGCCAAUGGCCCAACUGAAACCAGCCCCAAACCUCUAGGUCCUACCCCAGCCAGAGCUGAGAAAGAGGCUGAGGUCUGUCCUGCCUGGGAACGUGGGGCCUGGCCAGAGGGAGCCGAGAGGAGCUCCCGGCCUGACACACUACUCUCCCCUGAGCAGCCACUGUGUCCUGGAGGGGGCUCUGGUGGCCCACCCAGCAGUGUUUCUCCUGAGGUUGAGGCUGGGCCUCAGGGAUGUGCUGCUGAUCCCCGGCACCACCGUGGGGAGCUCUCCCCAUCCUUCCUAAACCCACCUCUGCCCCCAUCUACAGAUGACAGUGACCUCUCAACUGAGGAAGCUCGGCUGGUGGGAAGAGGGGGACGGCGCCGGGCAGGAGGACCAGGGGCCUCAGGGGGACCAUGCCCUGUGGCUGAUGAGACACCCCCGACAUCAGCCAGUGACUCAGGCUCCUCACAGUCAGAUUCUGAUGUCCCGCCAGAAACUGAAGAGUGUCCAUCCAUCACAGCUGAGGCAGCCCUCGACUCAGAUGAAGAUGGGGACUUCCUUCCUGUGGACAAAGCUGGGGGCAUCAGUGGAACUCACCAUCCCAGGCCCGGCCACGACCCGCCCCCUAUCCCCCAGCCAGAUCCUCGCCCAUCCCCUCCUCGCCCUGAUGUGUGCAUGGCUGACCCUGAGGGGCUCAGCUCAGAGUCUGGGAGGGUAGAAAGGCUACGGGAGAAGGAGAAGGUACAAGGGCGAGUAGGACGCAGGCCCCCAGGCAGGGCCAAGCCAGCGUCCCCUGCACGGCGUCUGGAUCUUCGGGGAAAACGCUCACCCACUCCUGGUAAAGGGCCAACAGAUCGAACAUCCCGGGCCCCACCCCGACCUCGCAGCACUCCAAGCCAGGUCCCCCCAGCAGAGGAAAAGGAUGGACACAGCCCCAUGUCCAAAGGCCUAGUCAACGGACUGAAGGCAGGACCGAUGACCUUGGGUUCUAAGGGUGGCUCCGGUCCCCCUGUAUAUGUGGAUCUCGCCUAUAUCCCGAAUCAUUGCAGUGGCAAGACUGCUGACCUUGACUUCUUCCGUCGAGUGCGUGCAUCCUACUAUGUGGUCAGUGGGAAUGAUCCUGCCAAUGGCGAGCCAAGCCGGGCUGUGCUGGACGCCCUGCUAGAGGGCAAGGCCCAGUGGGGGGAGAAUCUUCAGGUGACUCUGAUUCCUACUCAUGACACAGAGGUGACUCGUGAGUGGUACCAGCAGACUCAUGAGCAGCAGCAGCAACUGAACGUCCUGGUCCUAGCCAGCAGCAGCACCGUGGUCAUGCAGGAUGAGUCCUUCCCAGCCUGCAAGAUCGAGUUCUGAAAGAAGCACCCUCCCUUCCCCAAGGAACUGCUCCCCCAGCUCCUUUAGAGAAUGGCUACUGCUGAGUCCUCUGGGGUGGAGGGAGAUGGGAGCUAGGGGUGGGGGAAGUGCAGAUGUCUUGUUGGGAGGGACUUGGGGAUUCAAUGGGAGCAGUUGUCUCUCCCCCUCAUGCAUUUCUUAGAGAGGUCUCAAAAUCCGAAGUAACAGGGAUAGGAUAGAGGGAGGGGACAAACUUAGGACAGGAGGACCUCUGAUGCUUGAGAAUCCUGGAAUGAUACCCUCUCCUCGCACUGCCACAUGCUGGUACUGGAUGGGGAGUGAGGAUGGGUCUCAGAGAGCAACCUCUUCCCUCAUGAGGGAGACUGUAUUCCCAACCCCAGGAAUCUCUUUAUUUUGAUCUAUUUAUUAUUUAGCAUUCUGGGAAAGACUUCCAAUAGUAAUUUAUGUGACCUGGGGGCAGGAUACUGUCAGUGAGGUGCCCAGAGCUGCGCCCUUUCCUCCAUCUCCCAUCUCCUUACCCACCAGGGUCUGGGUUCUAGCAGGGGCCUGGGGGUAUACCGCUGCUACACUGUCCUACUGCUUCCUUCAGUAUCUGAAUGUCUCAAUCCAAAACUUGAAGCUCUUUAGACCAACAGACUGGUAAGAGGAGAAAGGAGCUUAUCUCCCAGCCCCUGCUUCAUUCACAUCCCAGGGCUGUGCCCAGACCAGGCCUACUGGGCAGCAUAAAAGGGCAAGGAGAGCCCAGCCCCAAUCCCAGAAUCCUUUCAAGUUCCUUGACCUUUUAAAGUUUUCACCCACCCCAUUCUAAUUAUCCUGAUCCCUUCUCAUCUCCUGCUUGGCUUCUCUGCAUGUGGUCAUCUGCUGUGGCCUGGUGUGUAAUGGGUUAAAAAUAAGCCACUGCCUGACACCCCAACAUUUGACACCCCAGCAACGUGUGACUCCCCUGACAUUUCCACUAUGCCAUCCUGCAGCUGAAAUGGGAAUGCUGGCUGCCUCUCCAAACCCAGACUCUCAGACAGAGGAUCUGGAAAGUGGGGGCCAGGCCAGAGGACUUGGGGAUACUGAGGGAGGAAGAAAAGAGAAAGAUGAAGCUGAGCAACAGCUUAACUCAUACAGAGUGAAAUGAAAAGAGUCUGAAAAUAGCUCCCCAAGAGAAGACCUCACCCCAAGCAAGCCAGUGAGCAGCCCUGCCAGACUACUGCUGGACUCAGAAACCCAGACGCUAAUAGUCAUCUGGGCUCGCCUUCUCUGCCAACGACUGGGAAACCAACAUGAGCCCACCUGUGUUCUUCCUAGCUCCCACCCUCCCUGUGCUGCUGUGCUCUGCUCCUCCCUACUCUUCCCUGCUAUAGUUCCCAGAUGCUGUAAUGGAGCCGCCUCCAACUCUAACAAUAAAUCAAGUUCAUUGCA
Molecule: messenger RNA, 10482 nt
Organism: Tupaia belangeri chinensis (Chinese tree shrew)
Lineage: Eukaryota; Metazoa; Chordata; Mammalia; Scandentia; Tupaiidae
Gene: MAP1A
Product: microtubule associated protein 1A
Exons: 7
Coding region: 1-9072 (3023 amino acids)
Biological process (GO): regulation of microtubule depolymerization; axonogenesis; dendrite development
Cellular component (GO): synapse; microtubule; neuronal cell body
Molecular function (GO): actin binding; microtubule binding
Source: RefSeq, a predicted model, not a curated record